Brassica napus (rape) is the source of this 1198-nucleotide messenger RNA. RefSeq lists its product as uncharacterized. NCBI's taxonomy places the organism in Eukaryota, Viridiplantae, Streptophyta, Magnoliopsida, Brassicales, Brassicaceae. The transcript is spliced from 3 exons. Bases 46 to 495 code for a protein of 149 amino acids. The record is from RefSeq and is a predicted model, not a curated record.
AUUGUGGACCCCACUUUUUUUUUAAAAAAAAUUAAAGGGUAACGAAUGGACUUCGACAAAAAGUGGGCUUUGGGCUUAUUGAUUUUCUGUUUAUUAGGCUUUGUAUCUGCCCAAAGUGGUGAUACGGACAAAGCUAAGAAGAUUAGGGAAGCCGCCAUCUUCACCAUCUCCUUCGUCGCUUGCGAUUCCCCUUCCGGCAAUCAGCUAUUAUGGUCGAUCUUUAAGGCUCUACGCACGUUUUGCGCCUACCAAACGCUUAGCUUCUCCUCUAACGCCUUCAGAGCUCUCAUAUAUAUAGAAUCCCUCGAGCUGCUCCAGCCGCUUCAGCCGCCAUUGCCACUGUUCCCUACUCCACCUUCAACUCUCUCCGCCUUGGAAGGUCCACUCAGUCCAUUGUUGGUCGGCUCAUCCGAUUCUAGGAUUCCAGGACCAUUAACAAGAAUGGAGAGUUUAUGGGCAUCACCAUUCUCCUCCUUGAUGAACUGGAUUCUGUGAUCCACGGUUUCUUCCCUGCAAUCUCCAAACAAAACAUGAAAACUGAAUGAAUUAUGUUUUUAGCAACCGUAUCUAAAAGAAAUAAAAGACAUCUUACUUAACAAAUUAAAACCUUUUCUUUUGCAGAUUCCGAUGACGACGAAGCACCCGAGGACCAACAGAAACGGAAUGAUGCGGACGAAGCCUAACUGAUGUAAGUAAACUCCUCUUCAAUAACGCAUCGCACUAUUAUCGCUGCCCAAUCUCACAAACUUAAGCUCUAAUCAGGCCAGGGAUCCCACAGGUGAUGCUGUCCCGACAACGGAGAAAAAAAAAGAAAGAUAACCUAACGUUUUUUUUUAUUUUCAGUUUUUAAGUUCAAAUCAGGUUUUUGACAUAGAGCCCAACAUAAUUUGAGCCCAAACAUUUUAAACCCACAAUUACUUUUUCAUAAUGUAAAAACGUCAACCUUCGUUUAUGUUUUGUUAAACUAUUUUAAUCUUUAUGUUUUGUUAAACUAUUUCACGUAGGGGGAAGAUCUCCUUAGAAGGGGAGCCACACGCCACGAUGCUUCCAGUUUCACUAUUCUUGAAACUCUUAUGAACCACAAAGCCAAUAUAAGAGCUCUGUUUCAAUCCAACGGCUGGAUUUUGUCACAGACCACCGCUAAGCCUGAAGAGGGAAGAGAAGUGGAGUGCUGCGUUUUGGAAGAUGGUUACUUGGA